GUUUGAAUUGCGGGGCGAAAGCGAAAUUUUCACCGUUUGAUCAUUUGCUUCUGUUUUUUGUCUCUCAGUUUUUGUUUGGCACCACUAUAUUUCUCAAAAUCACAAACCAAAAAAAAAAAAAAACCCACAUUUUCACUGAUCCCUUCCUCUCAACCAAAUUCUUAAUUUAUCCUCAAUUGAAGCACUUUGUUUUCUCAUCUGUAUAUUUCAUAAAACCUCCUCCAAAACAAAAAGAAGAUGGCCGAGUCAAUUGGUACUGGUGUUGCUGAGACAGUUGUUGAGAACUUAGUUGAUCGGAUUUUGAAUUUUGUUUUAAGUCCAAUCAGUGUUGUGCGCAAGUGCAACGAAAAUGUUCAGAAUCUGAAGAAUCAAGUUGAGGCGCUAGAGAUUAAAAAUAGGAGUGUGAAGCGCUAUAUAGAAGAUGUUGGCAGAAGAGGGGAAGAAAGUGAGGAGGGCCAGAUGUGGCUGACUAAAGCGGACGAGCUCAUCAAACCUGCAGGGGAAUCUAUACGAGAUGGUGAUGAAUUUGCCAAGAAUGAGUGUUUCUUUCGGCUGUGCCCCACUCCCCUGCCUCGUUACAAGCUCAGCAAGAAAGCAGCGCAGAUUACGGGGGAUAUUGCAAAACAUGUGCAGGAAGCUCAUAGAUUCGACCCUUCACCUUCCCACGCUCCUCUUCCACCACAGGACGUGGCUGCAGUUGUCGAAGGUUUUGAGGAGUUUCCCUCUAGAAUGGCUGUUUUGGAGCAGAUCAUGAAGGCAGUAAGAAAUCCAAUCGUCAACACGAUCGGAGUGCAUGGGACUUCUGGCGUGGGGAAGACUUUGCUUGUAAAAAUGGUUAGAGGAAAAGCAAAGCAAGACAGCUUGUUUACUGCGGUAGUUAUGGCUAAAGUGACAAAGAAUCCGGACUUGAAAAGUAUUCAACGUGACCUUGCACGUGACUUGGGUAUGGAUCUGCUUCCUACCGAACUUCCACCAGAACAAGUUGCAGAUCGAAUAAGGGCAAAGCUCAUAGAAAAGAAGAAAUUUCUUGUAAUUUUGGAUGAUGUUUGGGAGGCUGGAAUAGAUUUGGCGGAAGUUGGAAUACCUUCUGCAAGUGAGCUGAAGCAGGCAAUGGAUAAAAAGAAUGAAGAUAUGCUCCGCAAGAUUCUACUAACCUCAAGAGAUCUGAAUGUUCUCUCUGGUAUGAUGGAUGAGAAAGAUCAGGUCUUUAAGGUACUUGAAUUAGAAGAUGAUGAAGCAUGGCAUCUAUUCAAGAAGAUUGUUGGCAGCAAAGUUGAAAGCUCUGAUCUUCAACCGACAGCUAAAGAGAUCGUUAAGAAAUGUCUCGGGUUGCCCGUUGCUAUUGCAUCAGUUGGAAAGGCCAUGAAAGGUAAGACUCGGCAACAUGAGUGGAAAACUGCUCUUGUGGAAUUGAAAAGGCCUAAUCCAGAAGGGAUCUCUGCAGCUGUUUUUAAGCCUAUAGAGUUGUCCUACAAGUACUUACAAGGAGAUGAACUCAAGCAAACGUUCAUGCUUUGUAGCUUGCUGGGCCAUGACUCUUCAAUCAAUGACUUGUUAAAAUAUGGUAUGGGCUUGAAUUUAUUUCGGAGGGUGAAAACAGUGGAAGAGACACGAGACAAAGUAUUGACACUGGUUCACAGUCUCAAACUCUCUUCUUUGUUGGUUGAUGGUCACAGCAAUAUGCAUUUUGGUAUGCACGAUCAGAUUCGGGAGGUUGCCCUGUCAAUUGCUUCUAGGGACCAUGGUGUAUUGGCUUCAGUAGAUGAAGAUGGAGGAAAAGACUGGCCAGAAAAGGAGACAAUGGAAAAUUUGAAGUGGAUUUAUUUGUCAAAUGGUCAUCCUGAGCUCACGAGCAAUGGGUUGAAAUGUCCGCAGCUCACUUUCUUUCAUUUGUCUAACAAGGGUUGUUCUCUGGCAGUUCCAACAGAUUUGUUCACUGGAACAGAUGGGCUCAAAGUCUUAUGUUUGACUAAAAUUGAUUUUCAGUCAAUGCCUUCACAAAUUCCCUCGAUCCCAACAAAGCUUAAAACGUUGCUUUUGGACCAAUGUGUGUUUAGAGUUGAAGAACUUGGCAACAUUAUGGGAAAUCUGGAGAAGAUAGAGAUCCUUAGCCUUGCAGGCUGUGAUAUUGAAGAGUUGCCAAGAGAAAUGGAGAAGCUAAACAAGCUAAAGUUGUUAGAUGUGAGUGACUGCACCAAACUGAAAGUAAUUCCACGACAAGUCCUAGCAAGAUUGUCUAAAUUGGAAGAGCUAAAAAUGGGAAACAGCUUUGAUCAAUGGGAUGAUGUGGAGGGAGGAAAUGCUGGGCUUGCUGAGUUAACAGAGUUGCAUAUGCUCACUGCUUUAGAGGUACGUAUUCCUAAUUUCCGAGAAACUUUGUUUCCUGAAAAUUUGGAAAGGUUCAAGAUUUUCAUAGGAAUAGCGAGGAGGAGGGAGUCUAGGGUGGGUUACUAUUGGGACAGUUACUCCUGGAACAGCUCUUUUGAAAGCUCAAAAGUAAUGAAGCUGAAGCUGCAGGGUGCAAGCAUUAAAUCUAAUGACUCAGUUAAAAAGUUGUUGAAGAAGGCAGAAGAACUGUAUCUAGAGGGAUUAAAUGGUGUCGAGAGUUUAGUUGAUGAGUUAGAUGAUGAAGGUUUUCAACAUCUGAAGUGUCUCCAUGUCCAAAAUGCUCCAGACAUUCGACACAUCUUUAACCCAGCAGGGAGGUUGCUUCCUUCCCAUGUAUGUCAUGGUCUGACUGGAGCAGCACCUUUUAAAGUAUUAAGAAAGAUAACCGUUGUUGAAUGUCAUCAAUUGAAGAAUCUGUUCUCCUUCUCCAUGGCCAGACAGCUUCAACUUGAAGAAAUAACAGUAAGUGAUUGCCGCCGCAUUGAAGAGAUUAUUGAUGACGUGGAGGAGCAAGGCAACGGAAAUGAUAUCGUUGAAGAAAGUGAAGGAUGUAAGCUUGGUGGCAGUCUGCGGUCCUUAACAUUAAAAAGGCUACCAAAACUGAUUAGCUUCUUCAACAGUGGUAAUUGCAGCGGCAUCUCACUUUUCAACAAUAAGGUUCAGUUUUCAAAUUUAGAGGAAUUGAAGUUGAGUAAUAUCAAAAUAAAUCAGUUAUGGAUAGCAGCUUCUUAUACUGUGACUUCUCAAGAAAUCAUGAAUUUCAGAAAGCUUAAAUGUCUACAAAUUUAUGAUUGUAGCAGCUUAGAAUACCUUUUUACCCCUUCCAUGGUAUCAAGCCUUGGGCAACUCGAGAACUUGUAUGUGUUAUUCUGUAGAGAUUUGAAACAAGUGAUUAUGGUAAAAGGAGUUGAGAAGGUAGUGAACACAGAAUUGAUAUUCCCACGGCUAAACUCCAUUUCGCUAUGUUAUUGUAGCAAGUUGUCAAGUUUCUAUGCUAGAAGUUAUGCACUCAAGUUCCAAUCGGCCAUAAAAAUUAGGAUAAGAGGCUGUCCAAACAUGAUUACAUUUGCUUCUACAUUUUCAACUGAGCAAGAGAAAGAGACAACUUAUCGAGGAACUGAUAAGAGAUGCCUUGGAAAAAAAGAACCUGCUAUCCAUAGUCGGACUAUAUUCUUUGAUACGGUUGACAUUCCUCUCUUGGAUGACUUGAAUCUUACAUUCAUUUGUGUACAACAAAUAUGGCAUAGCCAAAUUACAUUGAUGUCCUCAUCUGUUCAAAACUUGAGGAAAUUGAGUUUGUGGUGCUGUGAUGAUUUGAAAUUUCUCUGCACAUCAUCGAUGGUUAAAAGUCUUGGGCAACUUGAAGUACUCAAUAUUGGGCAAUGUGAGGAGAUGCAAGUGGUAAUACUAAUAGAAGAAUUGGUAGAAAAAGAAAAGACAAGCCAGACAAUGUUUCCCAAACUAGACAACUUAAAGCUCUGUAAUCUUCCGCAACUCAUAAGAUUUUGCUCCAAUUGCAAUUCUCUUGGAGAAGUAUAUGAAGCUCAAGGACUCAAUGGUAGUGGAUCACAAGUACUUGCAGCCACGCAAUCAAAUUUGAUGGAAACAGAAGUCACUCAGCUUGUAUUUCCUCAAAUCCACAUCACAAAAUGGCCAUUGUUGAAAAAAAUGCAUGUGGAACAAUGUGUCAAGAUGAAGGCAUUUGCUUCAGAAUUUCUAAGCAAUGAAAAAACAUACGGAGACAACCUCCUUAAAGGGGAAAUUCAAGAUCCUAUGUUUUGGAUUGGCCAGGAUUCAUUCCCCUGUCUAGAACAACUGGAAUUUGCACAGAAUGAUAACAUGACGAAGAUAUGGUGCGGUCAAUAUCCAGGGGUCUAUUUUCCCAAACUAAAAGAUAUUAAACUCCUCCAAUUCCAAAAUUGCUCAGCUCUUCUUCCUUCUUUUAAAUUCUUCUUCCAGACAGUACCCAGUCUUGAGAAGCUAGAUGUGAGUGAAGCUUCCUUUCAUGAAAUAUUCCAAUGUGAAAGACUUUGUAGUGAGGGAAGACCACCAUAUGCGCCCUCUCGGUUAACUGAAUUAAAAUUAUCGAAACUUAAUGGGUUAAUGCAUCUUUGGAAGGAAGAAUCUCACCUCAAAUCGAUUUUCCACAACUUGAGAACUCUAGAGGUGAUUGAGUGUAUCAAAUUGGUGAAUUUAGUGCCAUCACUUGUUUCUUUUGAGAACCUGCAGACUCUAGAAAUAUCAAAAUGUCAUGGACUUGAAAAUUUAGUGAGUUACUCAACUGCUAAAAGCUUCGAACAGUUGAAAAGAAUGAGCAUAACUGACUGUGAGUUAGUGGAAGAAAUUGUCAAAUGCAUGGAAGAUAAUGUGAAGGAUGGCAUUGUCUUUAGCCAACUCCAGUCUUUGCAACUUCGCGGUCUUCCCAAACUUUCAAGCUUUUGCACAAGGAAGUGUGACUUUGAGUUCCCAUCUUUGAAAGAAGUGAUUGUGAUAGGAUGUCCACAGAUGAAAUAUUUUUCCAUGGGAAAGCUAGCAACAAAUGAAUUACAAAAUGUUCAAUGGACAAAUGAUGAAGAGAAAGGACACUGGGUAGGCGAUCUUAACAGCACAAUACAGGACUUAUUCACUCAAAAGGUUGGAUACUUUGGGUUUGAAAAUUUGAAACUCUCUGAGUUUUCUGAGUUAAUUCAAAUUUGGAAAAGGAAUUCUGAAGAAUUAACAUUGCCUUUCAAAAAGCUUCAAUCUCUAGAAGUUAAUAAUUGUAGCAGCUUGAGUUACCUUCUGACCCCUUCCAUGGUAUUGCGCCUCGGGCAACUCAAGAACUUGAAGGUAAAAGACUGUGCAGUAAUAGAACAAGUGAUCAUGACUACAAGUGUUGGGGAGGUAGUUGAAUCUGACUCAAUAUUAUUCCCACAACUAAAGUCCAUUUCACUAAAGUCUUGCUCCGAGUUGUCAAGUUUCUACGUGGGAAGUAAGACCCUCAAGUUUCCAAUGUUGGAAGAAAUUACUGUAAAGGACUGUCUAAAGAUGGUUAGAUUCACUUCUAAAUUUUCAAAUGAGCAAGAGAAAGAGACAAUUGAUGGAAGAAGUGAGGAAUUGCUUGUCAAGAAAGAACCUAAUAUCUUCAUUGAGGCAUUUUUCUGUGAUGAGGUUGAGAUUCCUAACUUGGAGACAUUGACUCUGUCCUCAAUCAAUACAAAGCAAAUUUGGAACAAUCAACUUUCAUCAAUAUCUUCAUUUGCUCAAAAUUUAACAAAGUUGAAGGUGAUCAAUUGUUCCAAUUUGAAGUAUCUGUUUACAUUCUCAAUGGUUAAAAAUUUUGCGCGACUUGAAGAACUCGGGAUUAGUGGAUGUGAGAUGAUGGAAGUGGUAAUAUUGAUAGAAGGGACAAUGGAAGAAGACAAGAUUUGCCAGACGGUGUUCCCCAAACUAGAGACCUUGACACUUAAUGACCUACCCCAACUUGCAACAUUUUGCUCCAAUUGUGAUUCUCCAGGAAAAAUUUCUGACUCUGAAAGAGUCAAUUUUGAUACUGUAUCACAAAAACUAAUAGCCACACAAUCGACUUUGGGGGAAACAGAAGCCACCAAGCUUGUAUUUUCUCAAGUGACAAAGCUGCUGCUUAGACUCUUACCGAAAUUCAAAAGUUUCUUCCCUCAAAUGCAUAUCACAGAAUGGCCAUCAUUGAAAAGUUUAGUUGUGAUUGAAUGUCAUGGAGUGCAAAUGGUUGCUUCAGAAUUUUCAAGCACUGAGAUGAUACAUGGAGACAGCCAACUUGAAAGGGAAUCUCAUCUCAUGUUUUGGAUGAGCAAGGCUACAUUUCCUAGUCUAGAACGGCUGAUUGUGAAAUGGAAUGACAAUAUAAAGAUAGAGUGUGGACAUCAUCCAGAGGGGUAUUUUGGUAAACUAAAGGUUCUGCACCUCCUUGGCUUUCCUAAGCAAUCGGCUUUUCUUCUGUCUUUCUUCUUCCACUCUCUGCCCAAUCUCGAAAAGCUUCUUGUGAAGGAUGCUUUCUUCGAUGAAAUAUUCCAAUGUGAAGAAGUUACUGGUAAGGAAAAACCUGUAUGUGGACGCACCCCGUUAAGAAAAUUAAGAUUGUCCAAACUUCAUGAGCUAACUCAUCUUUGGAAGGAAGAAUCCCAACUUGAAGUAGACAUUCUCAGAAACCUAGAAACUCUAAAAGUGCAGGAAUGUAGCAGAUUGAAGAAUUUAGUUCCCUCCACUGUAUAUUUCGCCAAUUUGCAGACUCUAGUAGUAUCUGAGUGUCAUGGACUUGUCAAUUUAGUGAGAUACUCGACAGCAAAAAGCUUGGGGCAGCUCUAUGAGAUGAAACUAGCCAAUUGUGAGAUGAUAGAAGAAAUUGUCGUAUGUUCGGGUGAUGCUGUGAAGGAUGGCAUUGUUUUCACCAAUUUGUAUUGUUUGCAACUUAAAGGUCUACCCACACUAGAAAGCUUCUGCUCGGGGGAUUGCGACUUUAAAUUCCCAGCUUUGAGAAAGGUAAUUAUUACAGAGUGUCCAAAUAUGCAGAUUUUCUCUAAGGGAGAACUGAGCACACCAAGACUGCAUGAAGUGAAAUCGACAGGAGAUGUAUAUGAAUAUAUGGAUAAAGAUAUAGAUGAAGAUAUAGAGAAAACAAUAGAUGAUAUUUUUAAUAAAGAUGAAGGCAGCAUAAAAGUUGUUGAAGAUAAACAUGAAGAUGAAGAUGAAAGAUGCUGGGUGGGGAACCUUAACAGCACUGUACAACAGUUGUUCAAGGAAAAGAGUGCUCGUAAUUCCAAAAAGGGCAAUGGAGAAAACAAUGAUCAUGACGCUAAAGAAGAUGGUAAUUAAUGGCUAUGAACAAAGAUUGGAAUUUUAGAAUGCCUAAUUAAGAUUUGAAGAAAGCAUUAGUAGUUAUUCUGAAAAGGAUAAUGUUAACAGUGCUGAAGAUGGGUGCAAUGGAUUCUUAGGUUUUAAUUACACACUCACAAGAAGCUAGAUUUUCAUGCUACUAAGUUCCCACAUUGCUUUAGCACUCAAAAGAAUCUUCAAUUUCUAAAAUUCGUGUGUGACAUGAUUAUCAAGCACUUAAUUUUGGAAAACACUAGAGACCAUUUCAUUUCAUAUUUCUUGUUUUGUUUGUUUUAUUGUGUGAAAGAGAGCAUUUUAAUUUGCUAUGUAUCUUUAUUCGAAAAAGAGAUGUGAUUUGUGAAUCAAUUAUGUCAUCUAUCUUAAUUUACAUUUAAAUGGUAUUCUAGCUUUGUUUUCAUUCAAAAACAGAGACAAUAUAGAAGGUUUGCAUUUGGGUGUUGUUCGAGCUUGAUAAACUCUUUAUAUUAUAUCAUAGGUGGAGUACCAGGUGGUUUCCCUUGACCUUGAACUUCUCUAAAAAGGUUACUCAGAUAGUGAAGACAUGGAAUUAUACUGCGAUUGUAGGGGUUGUAGAUGACAUGCACACAUUACUUCAUAGCAAAUCAUGCUUUUCAAAUUGUUUAUAUUCCGGCACACAGGACCAGGAUGAGACUGAGUUGUAAAUGAGCAUCUAAAAAAAGUGUUGAUGAACCUGAGUUUUUUCCUUGAUCCUUGUUAGUUUUUUCGUAAUACUAAGUUUAAAUGUAACGAAGUGUACUUGUCAGUUUCUUUUUCAAGUAAAUCUAUCAUGGCAAUCACAGUGCAGUGUUAGAUAAACUACUCCACUUUUCUGAUGAGGAACUGUUGAACUUACUGAGAAAAACAUUAAUUUGGGCAAACACAAGUUAUACUACUACCAUAUGCGUUUACUUACCCAAGCAAGAACAGUUUCAUAUUCAUUUGUUUCCUAGCAACAAUCAUCUAGUACCAAUCACGUCUGAUUAAAAAGAAGAGUAAAGUUGAAGAAUAAUC
This is a messenger RNA of Rubroshorea leprosula, 8250 nucleotides long. The record is from the annotation of a GenBank genome assembly. NCBI's taxonomy places the organism in Eukaryota, Viridiplantae, Streptophyta, Magnoliopsida, Malvales, Dipterocarpaceae.